Messenger RNA from Aureobasidium vineae, 477 nucleotides. The record is from the annotation of a GenBank genome assembly. Lineage: Eukaryota; Fungi; Ascomycota; Dothideomycetes; Dothideales; Saccotheciaceae.
AUGCCUCUCUGGCAAAUCUACCACCCACCCGGCGUCUUCGAAGACGCAGACAGCAAAGCCGCCCUCGCCGCCGACAUCACAAAAAUCUACACCUCAGUCGGUCUACCCGCCUUUUACGUAGUCGUCCACUUCAACACCAUGCAACCCACCAACGUCUACGUAGGCGGCGAGUCCAAAGCCAACACCUCCAAACCCUUUAUCCGCAUAGUGAUCAAGCACAUUGCCAUCCGCCUCAACAACGACACCGAGACAUACAGAAAAACAGCUGGCAUGAUUGAUGCGGCAUUAAAGCCGCAUGUCUAUGACAAAGAUAUGAUGUGCGAGUAUCAUGUUGAAGAGACGGAGAGGAGGUUGUGGAAGUUUGAUGGGAUGAUUCCGCCUGAGCAUAUGAGUGAGGCGCAUAUGGUGUGGGUUAAGGAGAAUAAGCCUGUGGAGUAUGAGGGUGCUUAUUGGUCGCCUGAGAAGGAGCAUUAUUGA